AUGAUGGGGUCAACAUCUAUCGACCUCGAUUCCCCAAUUCGCAUCUCCCAAACUCAACGGCCUCGCCCACCCGCGGAAGACCUCCAUCGAUACUGGAGAAGCCAUGAAGACGAAGGGUAUCUUGAGCGGUACUGGCCCGACGACCACGAUCACGAUGCUUGGAUCGGAAACAUCCGCCGGGUUCUCGUGCACGAAUUCCCCACGUUUGCGAAGGCCGACAUCCAAUAUUUCGCCAAAGGCACCUUCAAUCGUCUAUACAGUCUCACCCAUGCCAGUUGGGACAAAUCCUACAUCUUCCGAGUUUCCAUCCCCGUCGAGCCCUUCUUCAAGACGGAGAGCGAGAUUGCCACAAUGGAGUACGUCCGGCGGCACACCACAAUGCCCAUCCCCCGGGUGAUCGCCUUCUCCUCGAGCGACGCUAACGAGCUCGGAUACGAAUGGGUGCUGAUGGAAAUGAUGCCCGGCGAGCCGCUUCGCAAACUGUGGAGCGCUAUGCCCGAUGCCGCCAGAGUUGAGGUGUUCGCGGAGCUUGCAGUACACGUCAAACAGCUAGUUGCGCUACGGUUCAGCAAGUUUGGCAGCCUUUACUUCGCCGACGUUUCCGACCAAGUACUUCCCCACACUGCCUCAUUGCCAGUCCAAAACGGCAACGGUGCGGAACUUGUGGACAAGGACAUAGGCCCUGGCGGCCGUUUUGCCCUUGGCCGCAUCGUCGCCCAGGACUUCUUCUUCGACAAGAGGGUGUACUACCCUGGGUCUCGCGGGCCAUUUCAGACAACCCGGGAAUUGGUUGAUAUGCGGCUGGAGCUUCUCGAAAAGCGACUCCGAGAACUAUCUCCUGUUGAAGGAGCGGCCUGGUACUGUGAGAAUGACCGCGAGUUGGACCGCAACAAGGACCGUGUGUACGAGCUUUUCGACCAGCUCAAGGCCUUGGUACCGCGACUCGUCCCGCAGGAUAACGGGCCGGAAGAUGUUGGCGUCCUUUGGCAUGACGACCUCUCGGAGCACAAUAUCCUUCUCGACCCCGUUACGUUCAAGCUCACCGCUGUCGUUGAUUGGGAGUCUGUUAGCAUCAUUCCCGCCUACGAAACAUACGAUGCGAGGCCAGCCUGGCUCUCCGACAGGGACUGGAGGCCGACACCACUGGUUCAACUCGCUCGAGGCAUCCCGCCCAAUGACGAGUUUAUCACAGCAGAUAAGGUGCGACGGAUGGGGGAAAUGGGGCCGGCUCGAGAGGAAUAUCACCGGAUUGUCGGGCUUCUUUACGACACUACCUCGCCGGAGACCCAGCAGAGGGUCAAAAACAAACAAGGAAUUGCGAAGCAGUUGGAGAUCGCGACCUUUCAGCAUCGACCGUGGUGGACCGCCUCUUGGAUGGCCGAGAAUGGCUUUUUUUGCAACGGCACCGCGGCCGACGUUGUCGACGAACCCACCGACACCGUUGUACAGGACAACACCAUCAACAACGUGCAGGCGUAG
Chaetomium fimeti is the source of this 1479-nucleotide messenger RNA. RefSeq names its product phosphotransferase enzyme family-domain-containing protein. NCBI's taxonomy places the organism in Eukaryota, Fungi, Ascomycota, Sordariomycetes, Sordariales, Chaetomiaceae. The transcript has a single exon. The record is from RefSeq and is a predicted model, not a curated record. Bases 1 to 1479 code for a protein of 492 amino acids.